AUGUCUCACCGGGGUGGAUCAUCUUCCAGAAGCGAGAACAGCAUUGGGGUAGUCUGUUGCUACCACAAUCUUCCUGCUGUGACUAAUAGAGCCGGUACUGAGUCCAACUCAGGAAGGAGAUUCUACGGAUGCAAGUUUUGGAUGGUACCAAAAAAGAACUGCAAUUUUUUUAGGUGGGUGGAUGGGGCGGUGGAUGAAGGCGAUGCCUCGAACUCUGGCAUAGACAGUACAAUUCUUAAUCUACAAGAGAAUUUACGGUUGGCUGAGGCUAAGGCAGAGAGAAGGAAGAAGGAGAGAAAAAUUGUCGUCCAAGAGUUGAGGAAGGUUAACAAUGAUGUUCGUGUCAUUCGACAUAUGUUCGCCGUUGUUAUUUUUUUGAAUGUAGCGUUACUUGCCGUAGUGUUGGCCAAUCGCAGCAGUAUGAUUUAG
Linum trigynum is the source of this 429-nucleotide messenger RNA. The record is from the annotation of a GenBank genome assembly. NCBI's taxonomy places the organism in Eukaryota, Viridiplantae, Streptophyta, Magnoliopsida, Malpighiales, Linaceae.